This is a messenger RNA of Centruroides sculpturatus (bark scorpion), 1588 nucleotides long. RefSeq names its product PRKCA-binding protein-like (gene PICK1). Bases 127 to 1467 code for a protein of 446 amino acids. Gene Ontology annotation, cellular component: synaptic vesicle; neuron projection; postsynaptic density. Lineage: Eukaryota; Metazoa; Arthropoda; Arachnida; Scorpiones; Buthidae. Gene Ontology annotation, biological process: receptor clustering; regulation of Arp2/3 complex-mediated actin nucleation; dendritic spine maintenance. Gene Ontology annotation, molecular function: protein kinase C binding; protein domain specific binding; phospholipid binding. The transcript is spliced from 11 exons. The record is from RefSeq and is a predicted model, not a curated record.
UGUUGAAUUUUGUAACUAGAGGAAGUGGGAGAAUGUAAUUGGAGUGUUGUUAAAGUUCUCGAGUUAUUUGUUAAAAUUGUGAAAGAUAAACACCAAAAUAGUAAAUAACGAUGCUCGAGUUUGAAGAUGGAUGCUUCUUGGAGGAAGACAAGAUGUACGUUGCAAUGUGGACAGGUGAGACACACAUUGAAAAUGUUUGGUGAUCCAAGAUAUCAGUAUCAUUUAUUAUCCACUAUAGACUUGGAUGAUAUGUAUGCACAAUCGGAAUUGUUUGAAGAUCGCAUGGGUAUGACUAUUACCUCAGGAAAUGUGACAAUUAAGAAAGAUGACAGUAAUUUGAUAGGUAUUAGUAUUGGUGGUGGAGCACCUUAUUGCCCAUGUUUAUAUGUUGUUCAAGUAUUUGAUAAUACACCAGCUUCCAGAGAUGGUACCCUUCAAUCUGGAGAUGAAAUUGUUGGUGUUAAUUCAACAUCUGUGAAAGGCAAAACUAAAGUUGAAGUUGCAAAAAUGAUACAAGCAGUUAAGGAGCAAGUGACAAUAAAUUAUAAUAAAUUACAUGCUGAUCCAAAGCAAGGAAAAUCAUUGGAUAUUGUUUUGAAAACUGUUAAGCAUCGCAUUGUUGAAAAUAUGAGUUCUACUACUGCAGAUGCUCUUGGUUUAAGCAGAGCAAUUUUGUGUAAUGAUAACUUAGUUAAGAAAUUAGAAGAAUUAGAAAGAAAUGAACAUUUAUACAAAGGACUUGCAACCCAUACUAAACAAAUGUUAAAGAAGUUUUAUGAUAUGUGUGAAGUUUAUAGAGCUUUUGGUGAAGUAUUUGCUGAAAUAGGUGUUAGAGAACCUCAACCAUCAGCAAGCGAAGCAUUUAGCAAAUUUGCUAAAGCGCAUAGAAAUAUGGAAAAACAUGGAAUUAAAAUGUUAAGAACUGUUCGACCAAUGCUAACUGAUUUGGCAACUUACAUUACCAAAGCAGUUCCUGAUACAAAACUCACCAUUAAAAAAUAUGCAGAUGCUAAAUUUGAAUAUUUGUCUUAUUGCCUUAAAGUUAAGGAAAUGGAUGAUGAAGAGUAUACAUAUCAAGCAUUACAAGAACCAUUAUAUCGGGUAGAAACUGGCAAUUAUGAGUAUAGAUUAAUUUUACGAUGUCGACAAGAUGCCCGAAGCAGAUUUGCUAAACUUCGCUCUGAUGUUUUAAUUAAAUUAGAACUUUUAGAUCAAAAACAUGUUCAGGAUAUAGUAUUUCAAUUACAAAGGCUUGUAUCAGCUCUUGCACAAUAUCAUACAGAAUGCCAUACUGUAAUGAAAGCGACUAAUAUUUUUCCAAUUGAAGUGGAUCUAUCCAAAAGCACAUUCCAUUAUUCCGAUCCGGCAAAUAGUGCUUAUCACGAUUUAGAAGACGAGGAUGAUGACGACGAGCUUUUGACAGCCGAAGAAGUGAAAGAAAAUGAACCGAAUUUACUUGGGGAUUAAAAUAUUAUUCUGGGAAUCAAUUUGUUUAAAAUGUUUGUUACUUCAGUAUUAUAUUUUUUGUGAUAAAUUUAAAAACUAAUUUAAAGAAAACUAGUCAUUCCUAUUGUUAAUUUCCAAAUUA